GCCAACCCGGGCUGUGCCGAGCUGCUCCCUGCGGGAUCAGAGCGCUCCCCCGCCGGGACCCUUCUCUCACAUCCCCCUGCUGGGACGCGGCUACAUUUCCAGCCAAGCACUGCCUGCCUUGGCUUUAUUAUGUGUGUCUGCGCCGCAGCCCCGCCAGCAGAGGCAGGCAGAGGAGGAGGAGGAGGGAGACUGGUAGCCAGAAGAGUCAGGACAAAGAAAAAGCAGGGAGACAGAGGCUAGCGAAGGGUUAGAACUGGGAGAAAAUAUUCAUACCACCGGCAGGGCAAUUGGGGAAAUAUUAACAAAAAAAAAAAAAAAAGAAAAGAAAGAAAGCGUGGGUUUGUAAAAGCAGAAUAUUCCCCUCGGGGGUGGAGAUGCAAGAGGGGAAGAGCGCAAUGUCCAUGCCACCAGACCACCACCACUACCACCACUACUAGUGUAGAAUAACAGGACGGAAACACCGGAGUCCGGUCGGUUCGGGUCGGUGGAGCGCAAAGAAAAAAACCCAAACAGACUGAAAUAGUUUCGACACACUUUCAAAAAAACAACAACCUCGACGAAGACGCGAGGAGCGCACGGGAAGACGCGACAUUUACCCCCGAAAGCUCCUUUUUUUUUUUUUUUUUUUGCCUCCCGUUUCUGCGCCACCGUCACCACCUCCUCACCUGGACCGUUACGCACCGCCGUGGCACCGGGACUCCGACCGCGCGCGGCUGUCACACGCGCAAGGAACCUGCUCAGGUGUGUUUGUUUGUUUGUUUGUUUGCCGCUGCUGCUGCUGCUGCUGCGCGUGGCUGUGGCUGUGGGCAGCUCGCGCCCCGGUAACUGCAGCUGAGAAAGUCGGGAGCUGCACGAGCCACCGCCGCCGACGCGUCAACGGAACAGCGGAACGGAACAGGAACGGGAACGGAGAAGGAAAAACAGGCUGAACCGGGACGUAAAAAACGGGAAGUUGGUGCCGUUUAUUCUACAGGUUGCGUAAAAAAAAAAAAAAAAAAAAAAAAAAAGCUCGAAGGGAAGGAAAGGAAAACACACCGGAGGAGCACGAGCUGAGCGUCGCCUCCUCAGUCCCGGUUGCAUCGGGUGUUUUUUUUUUUUUUUUUGUAAUAUCCGUGGACUAACGGCCGGUCGGUUCCCCGCUCACACAGACUCGAGCUGCCGCAUUGCAACAGGCGAAGAAGAAGCAGCAGCAGCGAAGUGGAGGAAAGAAGGAGGAGGAGGAGGAGGAAAAAGAGAAGCCGACGGUGUCCUGGUCCAUGGUUAACGGAAAACACGGAACGGAACAAAAACAAUUAGAGAAAGAAAAAAAAAAUUACUAAAACAGUUUGAGUCCAGAGAUGUCUAGACGAAAACAGGCCAAACCGCGCUCCGUUAAAGCGGUGGAAGAAGGGGAGUCUUCAGAGUGUGCAGGGACCUGGGACGAAUCAACCGUCCAGACAGAAGUCCCUGCCUCUGACAGAGAAGGGGAACCCAAAGAGGGUCAGAGGCCGAUCGCUGAGGAUGGAGAACAAGAGGAACACGAAGACCGCGACGACAGAGAUCACGACGACGACCUAGAUGAUGAGUCCAUCUUCACCUGUGACAACUGUCAGCAGGACUUCGACUGUUUGGCUGAGCUCACCGAACACAGAACCAACCACUGCCCGGCUGAUGGCGAUGAUGACCCAGCGGGGCUUUCCUGGGUGCCUUCCUCGCCCUCGAGUAAAGAUGUGGCGUCGCCUUCGCAGAUACCUGACGGUUGCUGUGACCUCGGCAUGGCCACCGGCGGUGAGGAGGAAGGAGGCGCAGGUCUGCCGUACCCCUGCCAGUUCUGUGACAAGUCCUUCAGCCGCCUGAGCUACCUGAAGCGCCACGAGCAGAUCCACAGCGACAAACUGCCUUUCAAGUGCACCUUCUGCAGCCGCCUGUUCAAACACAAGCGGAGCAGAGACCGCCACGUCAAACUCCACACAGGAGAUAAGAAGUAUAGUUGUCAGGAGUGUGAAGCUGCAUUUUCCCGCUCUGAUCAUCUGAAAAUCCAUCUCAAGACACACAGCUCCAGCAAACCAUUUAAGUGCAGUGUGUGUAAGCGUGGCUUCUCCUCUACUUCGUCGCUGCAGAGCCACAUGCAGGCUCACCGUAAGAACAGAGAACACCUUGCACUGAGAAGUGAGAGGGAUGGAGGGAAGAAGGGAGGCGGAGGAGAGGGCGACCUGGAGCAGGACCUGUAUAUGUGCGAUUACUGCGAGGAGACGUUCAGCCAGACCGACGAGUUGGAGAAACACGUCCUGACCAGACACCCCCAGCUGUCCGACAGAGCCGACCUGCAAUGCAUUCACUGUCCGGAGAUCUUCCUAGACGAGGCUUCUCUGCUCACACAUAUUGAAACCCAGCAUGCCAACCGCAAACACAAGUGUCCUGUCUGCUCAGAACAAUUUCCUUCUGUGGAGGACGUCUACUGCCACCUCGACAGCCACCGCCAACCCGACUCGUCCAAUCACAGCGCUGCCAGUCCAGACCCGGCGCUAGGCAGCGUGGCUUCAAUGAGCUCAGCCACUCCAGACUCCAGCGCCAGCCUGGAGAGAGGCUCCACGCCCGACUCCACCCUAAAGCCCAGCCAGGGGAGCGAACGGGGCCGCAGAAGAGGCGCUGACGCUGGGGAGGAGAUGGGGAUAAGCCUGGGCCAUCAAGGUGGAGGUGGAGGAGGGAACUGGGGUAAAGUGACGUACUCUUGCCCUUACUGCUCCAAGAGAGACUUCCACAGCCUGGCCGUGUUGGAAAUCCACUUGAAGACCAUACAUGCAGAUAAACCCCAGCAGAGUCACACAUGUCAACUGUGCCUGGACACUUUGCCCACGCUCUACAACCUCAACGAACACGUACGCAAAGCUCACCGUGCUAGCGGAGGAGGUGUGGGUGCAGCGGCGGCGGCGUUCCCCCUGCUGCAGUUCACCAAUGUCACAGCCUUUCACUGUAACUACUGCCCGGACAUGUUCGGAGACAUCAACUCUCUGCAAGAACACAUCCGAGUAUCGCACUGCCUGCCUGGGGGGAUCGUGGCGGGAUCCACCACAUUAGAAGGGAACCAUGCUUUCUUCUGCAACCAGUGCUCCAUGGGAUUCCUGACAGAGUCUUCGUUGACAGAACACAUCCAGCAAACACACUGCACCUCUGCUGCAGGGGGAGGAGCCGCCUCCGGAGGAGCUGUGGCCAAACUGGAGUCACCAGUACUCCAGGCAGCCUCCCAAUCUUUCAUGGAGGUUUACUCCUGCCCUUACUGCACCAACUCUCCUAUCUUCGGCUCACUCCUCAAGCUAACCAAGCACAUAAAGGAGAACCACAAAAACAUUCCGCUGGCGAACAACAAACGGCAGGCCAAGGUCGCCGACCUAAGCCCCGCCUCCUCUGAUGUCGAGAUCUCCUCCCCGAAACGUCACAGACUGGGAGGGGACUCCACCCCCUCCAUGGGGAGCAACGGGGACUAUCCGUGCAACCAGUGUGACCUGCGGUUUUCCAGUUUUGAGGGUUUCCAGGCUCAUCUGAAGUCGCACCUGGAGAUGCUGUUACGACGCCAGUCCUGCCCCCAGUGCAACAAGGAGGACUUCGAAUCCCAGGAGGCAUUGCUGCAACACCUGACAGUGCACUACACCACCACGUCAACCCAGUAUGUGUGCGAGAGCUGCGAUAAGCAGUUCUCGUCGGUGGAUGACCUACAGAAACACUUGCUGGACAUGCAUACAUUUGUUCUGUACCACUGCACUCUGUGCCAGGAGGUGUUCGACUCCAAGGUCUCCAUUCAGGUUCAUUUGGCGGUGAAGCACAGCAAUGAGAAGAAGCUGUUUCGCUGCACAGCCUGUGCCUGGGACUUCAGGAAGGAGACUGACCUUCAGCUCCAUGUGAAGCAUAACCACCUGGGUCAAAGGUCAGGCCUGCCAGGGGGGCUCGGAGCAGGUCUUAAGCCCCGUAAGUGUAUUUUCUGUGGGGAGACAUUCGGAACUGAAGUGGAGCUCCAGUGCCACAUCACCACACACAGCAAGAAAUUCACAUGUCGCUUCUGCGGCAAAGCUUUCCACGCCAUUUCACUGCUAGAGAGACACCUGAGAGAGAAGCACUGCAUCUUCGACGGCGGCAACAUAACCGGUAAUGGAGGGGGCACGGGGAGCAGCGGGAGCCAGAACGGGACCCCCAACGGGCUGGCGCAAUCCUCCAAGCGAGGAGGAGGUGGAGGCGGAGGAGGCGGAAGUGGCGGUAAUGGAGGAGCAGGAGGUGUUGAGAGAGCCACGGUGGCGGCCAGCGAACAGGCCGACCUUCAGAACAUGCUGCUAAAGAGCGGAGUAGUGGGAGGGGCCGGCGGCCAAGGCGGAGACACGGCCAACAGCCACGAGGCCAGCGGCGGCGAGGAGGAGCUGGACAAUUCCGAGCCCAUGUACGCCUGCGAUAUUUGUGGAGCGGCGUACACCAUGGAGUCGCUGCUGCAGAACCACAGGCUGAGGGACCACAACAUCCGACCUGGAGAAGACGACGCUGGUUCACGAAAGAAGAAGGCCGACUUCAUUAAAGGAAACCACAAGUGUAACGUGUGCUCCAGGACGUUCUUUUCUGAGAACGGGCUUCGUGAGCAUGCUCAGACGCACCGCGGCCCCGCUAAACACUACAUGUGUCCGAUAUGUGGCGAGCGUUUCCCUUCUCUGCUAACCCUCACUGAACACAAGGUGACGCACAGUAAAAGCCUGGACACGGGAACCUGUCGAAUCUGUAAGAUGCCUCUGCAGAGCGAGGAGGAGUUCAUCGAACAUUGCCAGAUGCAUCCGGACCUCCGUAACUCCCUGACGGGCUUCCGCUGCGUCGUGUGCAUGCAGACCGUCACCUCCACCCUGGAACUGAAGAUCCACGGCACCUUCCACAUGCAGAAGCUCUCCACUGGUUCUGCACUUGGAGGACCUGGAGCAGGAAGUGGGAAUGGAGGAGGAGGUGGAGGAGGAGGAGGAGGGAAUGGCUCAGCCUCUUCAUCCCCCAAUGGGCAGCUGCAGCAACACAAGCUGUAUAAAUGCGCUUUUUGCCUGAAGGAGUUCAAGAACAAAGGGGAGCUGGUGAAGCUGGAUGUCAACGGCCUGCCUUAUGGCCUCUGUGCCGGCUGCAUGAGCAGGGGCACAAACGGCCAGAGCCCAAACCAGGGAGGAGCCGCCACGCCCGGGGACACGCAGGGGGAGAAGGCCAUGGCCGGGCUGAGGUGUCCGGAGUGCGGGGUGAAGUUUGAAAGCCUGGAGGACUUGGAGAGUCACGUCCAGACAGACCACCCUGAGGUCAGCCCCGAAACCAGCGCCGCAGGGAAGAAGGCCGAGGCUUCACCCGCACCCAAGAAAAAGACCUACCAGUGUAUCAAAUGCCAAAUGACUUUCGAGACGGAAAGAGAGAUCCAGAUUCACGUGGCGAAUCACAUGAUCGAAGAGCCCACCGGUCGGCAAGAGGAGGGCAUCAAUCACGAGUGCAAGCUGUGUAACCAGAUGUUUGAUUCACCUGCCAAGCUGCUUUGCCACCUGAUAGAGCACAGCUUCGAAGGCAUGGGAGGUACCUUCAAGUGUCCCGUCUGCUUCACAGUGUUUGUGCAGGCCAACAAGCUCCAACAGCACAUUUUCGCUGUGCACGGCCAGGAAGACAAGAUCUACGACUGUUCCCAGUGUCCGCAGAAGUUCUUCUUUCAGACUGAACUACAGAACCACACACUGAGUCAGCACGCGCAGUGAGACCGAGGCCCGGCAGGAUCUCUCGGCUCAGCCGGGGCCCCCGACCCGGAGCCGGCAGGGGACCCCCAUCUCCACAUCACAGCCAAUCAAAGUGUCAUUUGCUACUCACAUGUAAAACUCUAACGAUCGCGCCACUGGGCGCGGCUAUUAGGAGCAGCGGGGGAAAGGAAUAUUAAUGGGAUAUGCUAUUAAAUAAAGAAAGGAAAAAGUGGGUGAGGGAAACGGUAAGAGCUAGAUGAAGGAGAGAGAGGAGUGAAAAAAGGUAUUGUACGUGCAGUAUUUUUUAUUGUCCCGACCAGCCCCCCCACCCCUCACCCACCCACCAGCUUCUUCCCCCUCCCUUUGUCCUUUCCUCUCCUCCCUCCAAUCUCUUCCCAGGUCAUGCAUUUUAUUUUUUUUAUCAAAUAAAAAAUGAAAAAAGUGAGAAAACACCCUUUUGUUUUUGAGAUUUUUUUUUUAAUAGAUCGUAGGAAAAGGCUUCACUUUCUUGUCCCCUCAGUUGCUUAUUGUACUCAGCCUCAUAGACGCCGAUUCGUUGGACUUUUCUUUCCACCAUAUGUGCUUCUUUUCUUCCUUUUCAUUUUUGUACUUUUAAUUUCUUGCCGUAAGUAGGUACUUGUGCUGUGUUGUGAUCGUUUGUUUGCCAGUCGUAAUAUUCCUGAGUUCUCCCCCUCUUACCCCCCCUCCCCCAAACCCCAACCCCAACCCUUCCAACUCUCCUUUUUAUGAUUAUUAUUAUAUAUUUUUUCCUUUUUGUAAUUACUAUGAAAAAAAAAGACAUGAAACAAAAUAAAGUGCAGAAAACCAUACAGAUGUUUCAUUUUUUUGGAUUGGGUUUUCCAGU
This is a messenger RNA of Sphaeramia orbicularis (orbiculate cardinalfish), 6567 nucleotides long. It is a transcript of the gene znf423, whose product is annotated as zinc finger protein 423. Gene Ontology annotation, molecular function: RNA polymerase II cis-regulatory region sequence-specific DNA binding; DNA-binding transcription activator activity, RNA polymerase II-specific. NCBI's taxonomy places the organism in Eukaryota, Metazoa, Chordata, Actinopteri, Kurtiformes, Apogonidae. The transcript is spliced from 22 exons. Bases 1338 to 5723 code for a protein of 1461 amino acids. Gene Ontology annotation, biological process: regulation of transcription by RNA polymerase II. Gene Ontology annotation, cellular component: nucleus. The record is from RefSeq and is a predicted model, not a curated record.